Fusarium keratoplasticum is the source of this 615-nucleotide messenger RNA. RefSeq lists its product as uncharacterized. The record is from RefSeq and is a predicted model, not a curated record. The coding region runs from base 1 to 615 and encodes 204 amino acids. The transcript has 2 exons. Lineage: Eukaryota; Fungi; Ascomycota; Sordariomycetes; Hypocreales; Nectriaceae.
AUGUCAUCCCGUCCAAGCUCGUCCAAGCCUCAGGGAGUUUCCAAGUGUCGAUACACCACCUCGGCCUUGUCAAAGGGAACUGCAACUUUGCAAAAGGGGAUUACUGGAGGAAUAAUGGCGGACGACGAAAACACCAAGACGCAGGCUGAGGAGGAUCGCCUUCUCAUGCCACCUCCCCCUCGACCCGCCACUCGUCGAACCCGGUCCUCUCCUAACAAAGCGUCUCCUCAGAAGGCUGCCGAAUUUACGAUGAAACUUCGACCUCGAAAGAACAAGAACAAGGACAACCCCGAGCCUGUCGCUACCACCACCAACACUGACAUCAACACCGGCACCGACGCCACGGAUGCCAACGACAAGCCCGACACCAAGAAGCCAGAGGAUGACACCAAGGAGUCAGAGGAUGAAGACCUUCCUCCCAUCAAACCCCUCAGCAGGCGGGAACGCCUGCUUUUCCCUGGCAUCAUGCCCACAUCCCGCUGGCUAUUUGAGACCAUGAUCCCCGAGGAGGUCGAGCUCUGGCGCGAGUUGGCGCCUCAGGCGGGUGAUGGUAUGUUGACUGUCGACGAAGUUGACAACCUGUGCGAGGAGUUCUACAAAGAAUCGCGAGAUUGA